Paracoccidioides lutzii Pb01 is the source of this 2091-nucleotide messenger RNA. RefSeq lists its product as hypothetical. The transcript has 5 exons. Gene Ontology annotation, cellular component: mitochondrion; L-cysteine desulfurase complex. The record is from RefSeq and is a predicted model, not a curated record. The coding region runs from base 1 to 2091 and encodes 696 amino acids. Gene Ontology annotation, biological process: iron-sulfur cluster assembly.
AUGUCCGUUGCCACUCAGGCAAGUACCGCUUUCCAAGCUCGCUCGCUGUUCCGGUCACUUCUCCGUCAAUCGCGGCAAUUUGCGGCAUAUAAUUUUCGGGAAUAUGCCUGGAGAAGGACGAUAGAUGCAUAUCGGGAACACCAGCAUGAAACGGAUCCGCGGAAAAUACAGGAGCUAAUGCAAAAAGGGAUAGAGAAUUUGCGCAUGAUGAAGAGACAAACUGUCAUAAGCCAGUUCUACCAACUAGAUAAGUUAGUGGUGGAAGGCGAAGCUGCGGGUAAGGAAUCUGGAAAAGAGGGAGGCAUCGUGCGGCAGAAGGAUACAGGAAUGUCAUUGCAGUUUCGAUCCUCUCGUCGUUCCCAGGCAUUCGCCGAAACUAUCCAUAGGACAAGAACUGGACAGAUCGAUCACGAUGUCUUUGAAGGUUUCCCGGUACGGCGCUGGGUCCGGCAAACGGUUGUGAUUUCUCAGACCCCCAAGGAUGACCAACCAGACCGUAGAAUUGGAGGCACACAAGCUCGGCCUGAAUUACCAAUGCCUAAAGACAGUCAUCUUUUAACACCAACGAGUCGAGCAUUGCUACGUGCUGCGCGCGCUGGAUGCAAAUAUAUUCGACCCACGCCCCGUAAUGUUGAGGAUGACGAAAAGGAGACCAAAGACGCGGAUGUGGCCGUAGCUCCUCCUCCGUCCGAGCGCACAUUUACCGCUAGAAAGUGGACAUUGUUACCACGUCAUAUGGAACCUCCCGAAGUGGAAUAUCUUGCGAAGAGAAGGACCGGGCUGUCGUCGUUAUAUGGAUCAUCUACAGCAAACAGGACAAUAGAGGUGCAACCCGCGAAGAAACAGCCAAUGAGGAAAACUAAGUUCAAAAAAGUUGACGCAGCUACGGGGAAGGUCUCAAUAUACGAAGCCUGGGUGCCUGAAGGCCAUAAACUAGAAGGGGAGAUAACAGAAGAUGCUGAGGCCGUUGCUGAAAAUGCUGAAGCGACAGUUGUUGCCGCAUCUCCCGCUCCAGGAACGAUUGUUGAAGGUGUUGGGGUAGUAGACGAAGAAGGUGUUGUUGUCGCAGGCGCCGAUGCGGGUAUUGUUGCCCUGGUAAAAAAGAAAUACCCCCCACCCAAAAGAAAGGCAAAGGGUAUUGGAAAAGGCAGACGGAAGAAGGUGAUGUUUGCGCCUGGUGAUGCGGAGGUCGUUCCCACUGCCCCUAGUGCUCCUAGCGAUUCCCAGGCUGCAGGGGACAUGGUGGAAAAAGUUAAGGUUGAAAACUCCAACAUUACAACAGGGUCACAGCAUGAAUACGAAGACGAGGAUGAGGAAAACGAGGGCGAAGAAAGCGAUGAAGGGGAAGGAUCAACGCCGGACUCGAAACCCGCGGAAACUAUUAAGAAAUCCAACCAAGAUAAUGGCAAUGCGCCCGCAGCUCCCGAAAAGGAGGAGCUAAAACCGCCAAUACAAGAACAUCCAUUGAUCUCAGAACAAGAGCAACAAAUAGAUGCGUCAAUGCCACCACGAGUCUUGUCCAGCUCCCCGGACCUCCCUCUUUCAGCUGCCUCUGCUAGUCUUACUACAAAACCGUCCGACGGAGAUAUAUCUCCGACAUCCGAAUCGCAACCAACACUACCAACAGCACCGAAGAGCAUUUCCCCAACCCCAGAUACAACACUCUCUGAAAGGAACGGCGACGCCGCCAAGAACGGACAAGAAUUCCCUCCUUCUGAGCCCCUCUCACAAGAUACACAUACUCAAAAUGGCUUUUCAGCACCACUACCACAAAGCCCUAGAAAGGCCGACGGGUCAGAACCCACUUCUCCUCAACCUGGAGAUCAACCAGGGUCGGCCUCACCGCAUGAAAUUACUCCAUCGGUUGCACCAGAAGCAAGUAGCGGAACUGUUCUUUUUGAUGACGGCGAAGUUGAUCUGCUUGGUAGCCUGGAAGCUAGUCUAGAUAAUGCCAACAAGCCCGAAGCUGCAGACGAUCAAACCCCGUCGGGGGAGAACUGCCAGAACAAUGCCAAUAGUUCGCAACCUGAGACUUCUGUUUCCCAUAAUCCGGAACCUUUUGAGAAAGAAGAUGUUGAAAUGACCGGAUAA